Messenger RNA from Jaminaea rosea, 1491 nucleotides. RefSeq names its product WD40 repeat-like protein. Gene Ontology annotation, biological process: protein secretion. The record is from RefSeq and is a predicted model, not a curated record. NCBI's taxonomy places the organism in Eukaryota, Fungi, Basidiomycota, Exobasidiomycetes, Microstromatales. The coding region runs from base 12 to 1460 and encodes 482 amino acids. Gene Ontology annotation, molecular function: GTPase activator activity; protein binding; guanyl-nucleotide exchange factor activity. Gene Ontology annotation, cellular component: endoplasmic reticulum membrane. The transcript is spliced from 3 exons.
CGCUGGCUGCAAUGACCAUCCCACAUCACUUCCCACUAGCAGCCAAGCUACCAGUAUACUGUCUCGAUUGGCUAGCAGAGGAUGUGCUCGUGUUCGCUGGAGGAGGGGGAAAGGGAAGGACGGGUGUGGGAAAUUUCAUCCGCGCAAUCCAUGUCCCCUCUUCAGCCAAAUCAGCAGAAGACGUCGCUGUCGCAGCAGAGAUCAAGCUGAGCUCGGACGAGGAUGCGCCCAUGGCUAUGGCCGUCGAUACGAGCUCAGAUACGCUGGUGUUGGGAGUGAAUGAGGCGGACGAGAAGAAGAAGGAGGGAAAUGAGCAUUUGAGGAUUUUUCGAUUUGAGAGAUCAGAAAGCGCGGCGGGUGACAAGAAGGGGACGGUCAGCGUCACCCUCAAUUCUUCCUCAAAUUCUCCCUCUCUCCCUCUCAAAGACCCUGCCGAAGGAUACGUGCGCCGCCUCCUGUUCUCCUCGGAUGCCCAACAUCUCCUGACCGCCUCCACCGAGGGCAGCUACGCAGUCCAGUCUUACCCGUCCCUCAGCCCCGCCUUCGACGCCACGACGGACUUUGAAGGCGAGGAGAUAGUGGAUGGCGACUUCUCACCUGAUGGGACGCAAGUUGUCGUCUGUACGGGCAGGAAGUUGAAGGUGCUGGGGACGUACCCGAAUCCGGCCAAGGCAGGAAGCGACGACAGCGAAGGCGAGGAGAAGACGAACGGAGAGCAGGCUGUGAAUGGUGCCUCGUCCUCACGCUUGGGCCACCCGCCUAUUUGGCAGACGAUCCAGAAUCCUGCGCUGGGAGGGGAGGGCGGAUGCGAGUUUAGAGCGGUGCGAUUUGGCAAGGCGAGGCGGAGGCCUGACCGACUAGCAGCAGCAGCUGCUGGGGGCGAUAAGGAAGGUGAUGACAAGAUCAGCGAGAAGAAGAGCGAUGCAGUAGCGAGUUCAUCGGCACCGACGCCUUCAUCGGGCUCGGAGGGCAAGCUCUUCACAGUGGUAAACGCCAAGCGCUCAUCAGGCGGUAAGUCGAAGAAACGCAAGUCCUUCCUAAGCGCUUGGUCCCUCUCAACCUGGGACCUCCUUGAGACUCGCCAACUCUCCGAGAAGCCAGCAACAGUGUUCGCCAUCAGCCCUUGCGGUCGCUACCUCGCAUACGGGUCUUCCGACCUGAGUGUAGGCGUCAUCAAUGCUCGCACCUUGCGCCCGGUAAUGAGAAUACUGGACGCCCAUUCCUUCCCUCCCACGGCGCUCGCUUUCAGCCCCGAUGGAGGCUGGCUGGUAAGCGGGAGUGCGGACAAUACGUUGCGGGUGGUGAGGAUGCCCCUGACGGCCGAUGAGGAGGGAGAGAUGGGUGGGACGACGGAGAGUCUGCUCGAGAGACCAUGGCUGCUCACGGCUAUGUUGACGUUGUUUAUCUUGGUGCUGGCGGCGUACAUCCAGAGGACGAUUAUGAGUGCGUCUAGUUCGUGACUGCGAAAUACCAAUGGCUUCAAGACGAGCG